Messenger RNA from Mesorhabditis belari, 1152 nucleotides. Lineage: Eukaryota; Metazoa; Nematoda; Chromadorea; Rhabditida; Rhabditidae. The record is from the annotation of a GenBank genome assembly.
AUGAUCUACAGAACUCUCGUCAUUUUCGUGUUCUUGAGGCAAACACAGGCUUUCCUCAAUCUAUUCGGAGGCGGUGGAUGCGGGUGUGGCUGUGCGCCGACUCCAUCUUGUGCUCCACCGAUGCCAUCCUGUGCUCCUCCAUCUCCAUGUGGUGGAGGGGGGCUGCCACCAUCACCCUAUUAUUCAGCAGGUCCAUCCUACUCUCCGUCAGCUUAUCCAUCAAAGGAUUUUGCUUCUCAACUAAUGCCUGGACCCUCAUUUCCUGCUUCAUCCAUUCCCCAAAUUGGCCCGCAAAUCUCACAACCCGUUGCUCAGUCAGUUCAACCAUCAGUCAUCAACGAGGUCUCGGUGCCCACUCAGCAAUUAUCCCUUUCACAACAGCCACAAUCACAAGAACAGCCGCAGUACUCUCCACCAACAAACGAAGGUGCGCCAGUUGGAGAAACGAACAGUGUACAGCAGCAAUACAUUGCCCCGGCCGUGCUCGCACCAAGCGGAGACACUGAGGCUCAAUCAGCGAAUGAUUAUCAAGAAGAGACACCAGCCAAUCCAAUUAAUCCACCAGCACAAAGCCUCCAGCCGGCACCAGAGGAACCACAAAACGAACCGCAAACCGGAGCUGAGUACGACGAAGAGACGAUAGCAAAGAGACAAACGAAUUUCGAUCUAGCCGAACAAAAUCUCGAUUUGGUUGAUAGAAACAAGGAGUACGAGGAUGCCGGCGAGAAUACGGGAGAAUAUUCUUCGAACAUCGCGAAAGCACUCAAGAAAGCGAUUCGGAUGAAGGUCCUCCGACGAUCCCCACUAAAGAAACAAAUUCUGAGGGAAGUUGCCGAAGUGGUUCCACCAAGAGUGGAAGUGAGCGAAAGUCUCUCGCUCGAUCCAAGAACCAAUUCACCCGCAACAGAGACAACCUCUUUCGAUCCAAAAUGUAACUCGGAAGUUCUACGAAAGUGUAUUUUAGAGAAUGUACAACAAUCGACAGCUACUUCAAAGAGGAAAAUCCAGAAAGCCGCCGUUGAUGCAAUUGGAGGCAGAGUUGAUGUGAUCUGUUCAAUGGCCACCUUUUCCUACAUUGUCAAUACCGAACUUUACUGUGAGGCCGAGCGAAAUGGAAUCACAUGUUUUGCAUUCAGACAAGCUGGCAAUCAA